AGGUCCAGGACUUCUGGGGAAGAAACAGCAAACUGAAGACAGAACGGCACCAAUGACUAUGGCAGAAUGAAGAGCCGGGUAGCCGCCAUGAAUGAACCAGCUUGUAGUGGAAAUGGGAAAGACUUUGAUGUAUUUAGUGUAAUGGACUGGAAGGAUGGAAUUGGUACCUUGCCUGGAAGUGAUUUGAAGUUUUGUGUGAAUGAAUUUGGAGCUCUAGAAGUAAUCACUGAUGUCACAGAAAUGGAAAGUGUUAAGAAGGCUACGGCUACCACAACUUGGAUGGUGCCAACUGUCCAAGAAGCAUUCUCAGAAAAAACAGAAGUACCACCAAAACUGAAGGAAACUGCCAAGGCAGAUGGGCUUCAUUUUUGUGGAAAUUGUUUUCAGUCUGGAACAUCAGUGGAGUUUGUAGAUGGAGAAAGAACUUGCAGCCAAAAAUGUGCCCAUCUGUUUAAAAACAAGGAAUCGAAGGAGGAAAAAGACGUGUCAGAAUGCAGUGACGAAGACUAUUCUAAGGGCAUUCAAAAGAGAAAAAACAAACUGUCAUCCAAAGGAGAGGUUAUUGAAGAAAAAGAUAAAGAAACAGAAGAGCACUCUGAAGGAAGAAUACUGAGAGUAUCUCAAAGAGCCACACGGAAAAGGAAACGAGAUGUGGCAAUUUUGAAACAAACUUUAAUGUCAAAGGGAAAGAAAGCGUGGAGUUGGUCUUCAUAUUUGGAAGAAGAGAAGGCUAUAGCAGCACCUCCUAAGAUUUUUAAAGAGUACCAGUCAUUCCCAUACAACAAGAAUGGAUUCAAAGUUGGAAUGAAAUUAGAAGGAGUGGAUCCUGAGCAUCAGUCAAUGUAUUGUGUGCUUACAGUAGCAGAGAUUUGUGGCUACAGAAUUAGACUCCAUUUUGAUGAGUACCCAGAUUGUUACGAUUUUUGGCUGAAUGCUGAUUCUUCAGAUAUUCAUCCUGUUGGGUGGUGUGAGAAAACUGGGCAUAAACUUCAUCCCCCAAAAGGAUAUAAAGAAGAUGAAUUUAAUUGGCCUGCAUAUCUGAAGAAAUGUAAAGCUCAAGCUGCUCCUAAAUCCUUGUUUGAAAACCAAAACACAACUGUGAUCCCAUCAGGAUUUCGAGUAGGGAUGAAGCUUGAAGCAGUAGACAAAAAGAAUCCUGCUUUCAUAUGUGUUGCUACAGUAACUGAUAUUGUGGACAACCGUUUCCUGGUUCAUUUUGACAACUGGGAUGAAAGCUAUGACUACUGGUGUGAAGCAGCUAGUCCAUAUAUUCAUCCAGUUGGAUGGUGUAAAGAACAUAAAAAAACACUUGUAAUUCCUCCAGACUAUCCUCAUGGCAAACAUUUUUCUUGGGAAAAAUAUUUGGAAGAAACCAGUUCUUUACCUGCACCUGCUAGAGCUUUUAAAGUGAAACUUUCUCAUGGAUUUCAGAAGAAUAUGAAACUUGAAGCUGUCGACAAGAGGAAUCCUGCACUUAUCAGAGUAGCUACUGUGGUUGAAUCAGAAGAUCACAGAAUUAAAAUCCACUUUGAUGGCUGGGAUAGUAUUUAUGACUAUUGGAUUGAUGCAGAUAACCCGGACAUACAUCCUGCAGGCUGGUGUGGAAAAACUGGACAUCCUCUUCAGCCCCCUCUUAGUCCACUGGAAUUAGUAGAAGCUUUAGAACAAGGAGGGUGCCCUACAGCAGGCUGCAGGGGAGUUGGACACUUAAAAAGAGCCAGGCAUAUGGGCCAUCACAGUGUGGUCAACUGCCCAUAUUCUGAAAUAAACCUAAACAAAGAGCAUACUCUUUCGGACCGUUUAAGUGGGGAGACCCCUCUAAAUAAUCCACCUAUGCAUUGGAAUCGAAAAUCAGAAAUAAAUGAAAGAUCAGCCUCUCCUAUAAUCAAUAGCAGAAAAUGUCCCAGUCCCAGUCAUAUUGGAGUAAAGCCUGCACCUCAUUUACAGCCUUCAAAGGAGGAAGAUACAGAUUUGAAACUUCUUUGCAAAAAGCCUUUAAUGUGUGAUGUCAAAGAAGAAAACUACAGGGGAGAGCACGCCAAAGAACUCACUGGGAAAGAUGGCUGUGAAGAAAGAAAAAUGGAAAAUGAAGUAUUAUCUAUAAAUGAAACCAAAGACAGGAAGGAAACCAAUAGCAGAAGUUCCCAUCUACAGCCAGUCAUUUUAUCUUCCAAGCUCACAAUUCCUGCAUUUCCAUUGCGGUGGGAACAGCACAGUAAGCUCCUUCCUACAGUAGCUGGGAUUCCUGCCAGUAAAGUUUCUAAAUGGAGCACAGACGAGGUCUCAGAGUUCAUUCGGAGUUUGCCAGGUUGUGAGGAGCAUGGCAAAGUAUUCAAAGAUGAGCAAAUCGAUGGGGAAGCUUUUCUUCUAAUGACUCAAGCAGACAUUGUCAAAAUAAUGAGCAUUAAACUGGGACCAGCCCUAAAAAUCUUCAAUUCCAUCCUGAUGUUCAAAGCUGCUGAUAAAAACUCUCAUAAUGAACUCUGAUAAAAGGUCUACAGGACAACAUCUGCACUCCAGCCAAUGUUUUAGCCAAAGCACAAAGAUAUAGAAAGAUAACCUAGGAUAAACAUUUCAAAGGGAAAAAGUCUUAAGUGCAUGAAAUAAAGAUACUUUCCAAAAACUAGGGCAACUGGACACUUCUGAGAAGUGCUUAAGGUUUUUAGCAAGAUAAAAAUUUAAUAGAGCAGGUACGUAAAGUUUGUCAACCUGGUGGUUUUAAUUUUUCUAUAAUUAGCCACCUUAAUUUAAUUGGGGAACCAGUAACUAAGGGAACAUAUUAGAAUCAUGGUUAUAUUAGCCUUUUUUAAGGAAUCACAAAAUAUAUACUUUGUGAAUUCACCCAUUGGGCUUAGUUAAUCUCUUUGUCCUAUUUGACCAUUUUCAUAAGAAACUGUUCACAAUUUAAAAAUAUUUGGGAUGCAGUUAGUUAAUGGAAAUGGUUAACUCAUUAAUUUUGCACUACACUGAAAAUUGCUGUGGAUUCUGGUUGGUUUAUUCUAAGAAAACAUUGCUGAAGAUCAGUGCUGUUUUUUUUAAUUAUUUUUGCAUGGUUAAAAGAAAAAGAAAUACUUCCAGUAGCAUAUUUGGUAUGAAAUUAUUAAUAAGAACUACAAAAGGUUAAUGUAAUUAUAUUUCAUGUUGCAUUAUAUUACUUUAAUUCAUUCUAUGAAAAGAGAUACAAAUUAAAUGUGCAUAUGCAGAAUAAAAAUAAUCCUGCACUGUAAAAAAAACACCUUUUUAUAAAGAAUUAAAUUGGUUGAACAGGAAUAUUAACUCAAUAAUCUAAAAAUAGCAGUAAGGGAAAAGUUAAAACAGUUCUAUCCAAUUUAAAAGGAAUUUGUAAAAGUUAGGUCACUUGACUUUAACAUGUGCAAUAGAAAGCAAUGUGAAAAAGAUCAUUAAGGGUUAUAUUACAUUGUUCUGUUCAGUCUUUUUUAUAAACGUUGCAUCUUUUAUAUUUUGUUCUGACUUUUUACACUUAAAAUUGCAUUUAAAAUUGUUACGCUUCAUAACUGCCAAAAUGUGAAAGAACUUUUGUAUGACUCAUUUUUCAUGCAGUUGGUUUGUAUCAAUAUUAGUACAGUC
This is a messenger RNA of Pseudonaja textilis, 3588 nucleotides long. RefSeq names its product L3MBTL histone methyl-lysine binding protein 3 (gene L3MBTL3). Gene Ontology annotation, biological process: negative regulation of DNA-templated transcription. Gene Ontology annotation, molecular function: zinc ion binding; histone binding; chromatin binding. Gene Ontology annotation, cellular component: nucleus. NCBI's taxonomy places the organism in Eukaryota, Metazoa, Chordata, Lepidosauria, Squamata, Elapidae. The record is from RefSeq and is a predicted model, not a curated record.